Talaromyces stipitatus ATCC 10500 is the source of this 960-nucleotide messenger RNA. Its product is annotated as metallo-beta-lactamase domain protein, putative. The transcript has 2 exons. NCBI's taxonomy places the organism in Eukaryota, Fungi, Ascomycota, Eurotiomycetes, Eurotiales, Trichocomaceae. The coding region runs from base 1 to 960 and encodes 319 amino acids. Gene Ontology annotation, biological process: secondary metabolite biosynthetic process. The record is from RefSeq and is a predicted model, not a curated record.
AUGGCACCCGGUGAAGGAGGCUACCGCCAAAUCAACAAGGCUCUCAACAUUUGUGCCUUUGAAGAUUAUUUGGAAAGCCAGCAGAAAGUUUUACCCAAAAUAUUCGAUGUAGAGCAGAUUACUCCGCGAGUCCUUCGAGUGCUCGGUCAAAAUCCAGGGAAGUUUACUUUACAAGGGACAAACACAUUCAUCGUCGGCACUGGUCCGGAGCGCCUCAUCAUUGACACAGGCCAGGGUAUUCCAGAUUGGGCAGAUCUCAUCGAGCAAACUCUCACUAACAACGGAAUUUCACUAUCCCAUGUACUUCUUACUCAUUGGCAUGGCGACCACACAGGUGGUGUUCCUGACUUGAUUCGCAUGUACCCGAAUCUUGCUUCAUCAAUCUACAAACACACACCGAGCAAAACUCAGCAGCCUAUCACAGACGGGCAAAUCUUCAAGGUUGAAGGCGCCACAGUCCGCGCAGUGCAUACUCCAGGCCACUCCAGCGACCAUAUGUGCUUCAUCCUUGAAGAAGAGCAGGCCAUGUUCACGGGAGACAACAUACUUGGUCACGGCACCUCUGCCGUGGAGCAUCUCAGCACGUGGAUGGAUACUUUACGGAAGAUGCAGUCAGAAAACUGCGUUAAGGGCUACCCUGCUCACGGCAUCGUAAUCGCCGACCUGCGCGCCAAGAUUGCUGGCGAGCUGGCGCAAAAACUGCGGCGCGAGCAACAGGUAUUGAAGGCGCUGGUGCAGGCUAAGCACGAUGCAAGUCUUGAUCAAGGACGUGGUAAGGGUAGUGCCACGGUCAAAGAGCUAGUGGCGACCAUUUACGGCAAUGGGGUGGACUCAGCGGUCAGAGAGUUGGCGCUUGAACCCUUCAUGGAUGAAGUCCUAAGAAAAUUGGCUGAAGAUGGCGUCGUUGCAUUUGAGAUGAGGAGAGGAGUGAAGAAGUGGUUUGCCAUUGAGGCAAUCUAG